Molecule: messenger RNA, 341 nt
Organism: Paramecium octaurelia
Lineage: Eukaryota; Ciliophora; Oligohymenophorea; Peniculida; Parameciidae
Source: the annotation of a GenBank genome assembly
AUGGAUUCGCGCUAAGAGUUAUUUUAGUUUAUUGUAAAUGUUGAUAAUUAAUUAAAGCCUUCUUUUCGUAAUAUAAAAGUAUAAUAUAGGAUGUAAUAUUUUAUUUUAAGAACUUGUUGCUUUAAAGUUAAGCAAAAUAUUUAUUUAGUUCUUGUUAAUUAUUAAUAGUGAAGGCUUCGACUAAAGAUGAAGUAAUCUAUAUCAUAUGAUGAGUAUAAGCAGCUUUAAACAAUUGGAAGAAUGGAAGCAAUCAAUAACAUAAACCCGAAGAAAUCUACAGAGGUGAAACAUAUUUGAAUAAUAUAAAAAGUGCAGAAAUAAUAGUGACUUCAAACACUCUG